Momordica charantia (bitter melon) is the source of this 1173-nucleotide messenger RNA. NCBI's taxonomy places the organism in Eukaryota, Viridiplantae, Streptophyta, Magnoliopsida, Cucurbitales, Cucurbitaceae. The record is from RefSeq and is a predicted model, not a curated record.
AUGUCUACUAGUGCACAAGAAGAAGUUGAUGAUGACGAUUUUGAUGACACAAUCGGGAUGUUUGAGGCUGCAUAUGAUUACUUUGACGAUAAUCCACAAAAUUUCGAGGAGCUACUAGGUGAUGCGAAGAAACCAUUAUAUCCAAAUUGUAAGAACUUUACCAAAAUAUCUGCAUUAUUGAAGUUAUAUAAUUUGAAAGCGAAAUUUGGAUGGAGCGAUAGAAGUUUUACUGAGUUGUUGGCAUUAGUUCGUGAUAUGUUACCAAGUCCUAAUGAAAUUCCAAAUUCUAUGUAUCAAGCAAAAAAAACUUUAUGUAUUCUUGGGAUGAAGUAUGAAAAGAUUCAUGCUUGCCGCAAGGAUUGUUGCUUGUUUAGAAAAGAACUCUCAGAUGAAGAUGAAUGCCCCAUUUGCGGAACAUCAAGAUGGAAGCUUCGUAAAGAUUCAAAGGAAGCAAUGAAAAAUGUUCCGGCCAAAGUCAUGUGGUACUUCUCUCCAAUUCCAAGAUUUGAACGAAUGUUUCGAAGAAAUGACAUAGAUGUUUAUUUAGCUCCAUUAGUUGAUGAUUUGAAGAAGCUUUGGAAUGAUGGAGUUGAAUGUUUUGAUGCAUAUCAAGAGCGGUGUUUUACACUUAAAGCUAUUUUACUGUGGACUAUUAAUGAUUUUCCUGCGUAUGGAAAUUUGUGUGGUUGUACGGUAAAAGGAUAUCACGCAUGUCCAAUUUGUGGGGAGAAAACUUCAUCCAUUUAUUUGCCAAAAGGGAGGAAGAUGGCGUAUCUCGGGCAUCGUAAGUUUUUACCUCGUAAUCAUCCAUAUAGGAAGCAGAAGAAAGCAUUUAAUGGUAAACCAGAAUUGGGAUUCGCUCCUGAACCAUUAAGUGGAGUAGAAAUUCUUGCAAAAGCAAAUGGACUCCAAUAUUCAUUUGGUAAGAAAGGAAAAAAGGAAGGAAAAAAGGAAAAAAAUGAUGGAGAUCUUUCAUAUAGUUAUUGGAAGAAUAAGUCUAUUUUUUUUGAGUUGGAGUACUGGAAGCAUCUUCAUGUGCGGCAUUGUUUAGAUGUGAUGCACAUUGAAAAGAAUGUGUGCUCAAAUCUUAUUUGCACAUUACUUGAUAUUCCAGGAAAAUCAAAGGAUGGAUUACAAGCUCGUCUAGAUUUGGUCGAAUUGAAUAUUAGAUAG